UUUCCUAAUCCCUUCCUUCCAUUGCCAAUUGUGGUUGCCGCAACAGUAAAUCCUUCAAAUCCCAUUCAUUGCCAAGACAAGACUCUUCCCCUCUUCCCUUCUUUUCACUUCCCAUCUCUAUUUUCUUCUUCUCUCUUCUCCUUUCCUUAAUUUCCAACACUUCUUUCUUUCAUUACUCUCUCUCUCUCUCGAGUUCUAUUUAAACUCCUGUCCACAUAGCUACCUCUACAAUUAUCUAUUUCUUAACUCCUCCCCCCACCCCCCCCUCUCUUACAUUACAUCACCUCUUAAUCUUUAUUCCAUUUCCUAUCUCCAAGCCAUGAGUUUCCAACCCAACACUUCUCUCAAUCUAAGCCUAUCAAACAAUCAUGAGCCAAGUUUGGACCUUCUUCUCGACCGCUCCUCCUCUUCUUCUUCCUCCUCUCCGCUCAGCCCAGCCGAGCCCCGUGUCUUCUCCUGCAACUAUUGCCAGAGAAAGUUCUACAGUUCACAAGCCCUCGGAGGCCACCAGAACGCCCACAAGCUCGAGAGAACUCUAGCCAAGAAGAGCAGAGAAUUCAGCUCGGCUGUCCGGCCGCAUGGAAGCUGGACCAGCCGGCCCGGCUCAGGCUCCGGCUCGACGGGCCAUGCUCGGGGUUUUCAGUCGCCGGCAGCCGGAUUUGAGCAGCAGGGGCAUGCCGGAAGGUUUUCAGGCGAUAUGGGUGGUUAUGGAAGGAGAGAAAUGGUGAAUUAUGGUUCUAGAGAAGAUGAUGGGCCUUGGAGCAGUAAGGGAUUCAAGCCUGAAAGCGUUCAGGAUGAGUUCAGCCACCUUGACUUGUCUCUCCGGCUCUAGAACAGCAACCAUUACCAUUUGAUGAGAUGUUGAUUUCAUUUUUAGCCACUGGUUUCGACUUCAUGUGCAAAAGUAUAUUUAACUGCUAAAUGAGUGACAGAAGAAUUUGGAGCAA
Messenger RNA from Diospyros lotus (date-plum), 947 nucleotides. RefSeq names its product zinc finger protein 2. Lineage: Eukaryota; Viridiplantae; Streptophyta; Magnoliopsida; Ericales; Ebenaceae. The record is from RefSeq and is a predicted model, not a curated record. Gene Ontology annotation, biological process: negative regulation of abscisic acid-activated signaling pathway. The transcript has a single exon. Bases 320 to 832 code for a protein of 170 amino acids.